Messenger RNA from Physella acuta, 982 nucleotides. RefSeq lists its product as uncharacterized. NCBI's taxonomy places the organism in Eukaryota, Metazoa, Mollusca, Gastropoda, Physidae. The record is from RefSeq and is a predicted model, not a curated record.
AAAUUUUGUUUAUCAGAUUACGUAGCGUUUCUUUUUUGAUACAUUCUAUUACGUUUCAAGUUACAAAAUGUUUAUGUCCCUCUUCACCUCCCUGGUUUUGAUUCAUCUAGUUUUUCUUGACUUCAGUUCCUGCGCCUCUGUUUCCGGGAGCUUUACCUACACUACCAGCGAUACGGUUCACCAUCUGCUGCCAGAGAUCGUCAACCUGACAGUCAACAUUAACGGCACCAAGUUCGUGCCGCUUCAACUCAAGCGCGUCCACACCAUGGGUCUCCACACACCCCUGUACACACUCACACGGGACAAGUAUUUUAGACUUUUACGAUCAAGUGUCAGUUUUAAGCCAAAUAAGAAUAUUGGUUACUACCAGGAUAUCAAAAACCUAGCCUCGUUUCAAAUCCAAAGACUAAAUAAAUCCGCAAACAGAAAUCUAACGUUUGAAAUGCUGAGAGGAGAGUUCGAAUAUGCAAAACAAAAGUACACACUUUAUCGUGAUAAUACUAUCCAAUAUUCAAAACGGACAGUUCAUUUUCACAACGACUAUAGAUAUCCAGACGGCGAAAACUUUGAAACGUUUCAAAAACACCAGAGUCGUCGCCGGCGUCGUGAAGCCAGUGGUGACUACUACAUCGACAUCACCGCCAUGGUAGACUACAAGCGAUGGAACAUGUUCUUGGAUGAAGUCAAAGGUUCCGAAUUCGAUGCCUACAGAAAUGUACAUGAGCAUUACGCUUAUAUUUUCCAUAGGAUGAAUCUUCCUUACCAGGCCAUAACGUCGACAUCGUUCAAGCUGAAUAUCCGACUGGCUAAAAUCAUCAUCUGCGAGAAUGCAGAAGUCUCAUUCUUUACCGGCGACUUGGCAAAACUGGCGAGCGGUCAUGUUGACCUGCGACCAGCAAGUUUUUUGUUGAUUCAGUUCAUUGAAGACCAUGGAUGGAAACAUCUCGCUCCUUUUGAUCACGUGAUGGUCUUUACUGGGUAA